AUGAGAGGAGAUAGCAGGAGCAAGGCGACACGACCGCUGGCGCCGCCGGCGAUUAGCGAGAGGGACAUGGUGGAGGAUUCUAGACUGGUGAAGCAGGUGAGGGAGCUACGGAGGCUGGUGCCAGUCUGCCGCGAGCCAUGCGGGCUCGGCGAGCUGUUCCAAGACACGGCGACCUACAUCGAGGACUUGCAGGUGCAGGUCAAGGUGAUGCGGAUGCUGCUCGACAAGCUCUCCGAUGAGUGA
Messenger RNA from Miscanthus lutarioriparius, 243 nucleotides. Lineage: Eukaryota; Viridiplantae; Streptophyta; Magnoliopsida; Poales; Poaceae. The record is from the annotation of a GenBank genome assembly.